Messenger RNA from Chilo suppressalis (striped riceborer), 3001 nucleotides. Lineage: Eukaryota; Metazoa; Arthropoda; Insecta; Lepidoptera; Crambidae. The record is from the annotation of a GenBank genome assembly.
CUUUUAACAAUACCUUGGCGGCGGCGCCUGCACGCGCGUACGUCAGUUUCGCCAACUCUUGCGCCGCGGCGCUACGUAUCGCUCUUUCGGAUAUAUAUUUUUUUCACAUUACGAACCGCAGUGGUGCCGGUUCCAGUAUCAAACAAGUUUUCGCGUAUCACCUUGGACCUUUCCCCGAUGGAUAUUUUCGGAAAACUGUUGUGAUAUUCUCAAAAUUUAUGUUAUCAUUUUUUUUAUGAAAUCUAUCAAAAGUUCAGAAACCCGGUGAAGAUUUGAAAAUAUUUUCCUGGUUGUUUAAUUUAGCAGUUAAUAUUGGAUGUUACGCUCGCUCGAACGAAAUGCCUCGGUGGGUUUGCCACAGUUAGUGAGUGGUGCCAUGGGCCGACAUGCCGUGCCCGCCCGCCAAAGACUAGCCUACGUGGCGACGCAGGUCCUCGUGAUCAGAUAUUAAGAUGCGGCGGCAAGCUCGGAUAAAAGCCGGCGGCGCGCUCGUCGUGCGCUCCGCCUCUGCCCUGCAAGUAUGGCUGUGGUUGCUGAUCUUCAUAUUUCAAAAUGAAUUUCGAAUAUCACGGUGUAUAAAACCAGGAUACUUGGACUUCGACAAUCUACCAGAAACCAAUUUCACGUGUGCAGGGAAAGUAAUAGGAGGUUAUUACGCCGACCUGGAGACCUCUUGCCAGAUGUUCCAUGUGUGCACUGUCGGUCAACAGGAUGAACCUAUGGAUAUCAAGUUCCUGUGCUUAAAUGGCACUGUCUUUGAUCAGGAGACAAGAGUGUGUGAAAGAGUAGAUGAAGUAGAUUGUACAAAGUCUGAAAAGUUUUACAGUUUAAAUUUAGAAUUAUAUGGGAGUACUGCCCCACCAAUAAUAGAGCCUGAGCAAGAUAAACCUCAAGCCGACUCAACAGAACAAACACAACAGCACACUAAACCUGGUAAUGGACAAGGCAUAGAUCCGACAACAGGCAUUUCACCUACCACUGUAACUGAUAGAGUACCGGGGCAUUCAACAGAAGUUGCAGAUUCUACCGAAGAUCCAAUCCAGGAGAUUAAAAAAGACGAUCAAAAACAACAAUCAACUGCUCAGUCCAACCCAGCAGCUCCACCAUUAAUAGAACAUGAUGAACUAACGGAAGAAUAUCAAGAAGAUGACGAAAAUGCUGAGUACGAAGAUGAGUAUGUUAACUCUCAGUCCACAACUACGACCGCAGCCCCCACAACAACCACAGUACCAGCAACAACCACAAUAAAGCAGUCACCAACUACAACACUGCCACCUGCAACAAUUUCACUACGGCCCUCGUCGUCGCCACAUUUAUUAUCAUCACCAUCCCCAGCUCUCUCAUCACUGUCUUCACCAGCAUAUUCUUCAUUAUCGCCUUCAGCAGCGCCUAUGCCCACUUUAGAUCCGGCAUUGCUUACACCACAAGAAUUUAUCUACCGCCACCAGGGUACAGGAUCAGAAGCAAUAUCCUUUCAAAGGCAUAGUUACCGUCCUGCAGAUGGAGUAUACAUAACUCAUGCACCACCUCAGCAGUUUGAUCACUUCCAAUAUGAAUCUUCAAGAACAGCACCACGACCUGUUGUUUCUCGACCCGCACCAUUUUCACAGAGACCUCAACCUUCACCAUUUAGACCAACGACAUCAGAUCCGAGAGAUCAACUUCUAAAACCAGGUCCUACGUUUCAACCAUCUGAAAGACAUGAAACGGCAGUAAAACAUAAUCCACAAACGUACCUAAAGGCUUUGCCAGCUCAAAGGCCGUUACCCUUCAAUCCCUUCUAUUAUGAUCGUAAACGAAGUGAUGAUGCAGCGUCGGAAGAAAAAUCCUCUCUUUCAGCACGAUCAGUGUCGCCACCUAUAGUUACUGAACGACCUACAAACAAACCAAAAAGUCCACCUCGCGUUAUAGUGACCGCUAGUGCCUCAGUGAGUGAUAGUAAUGGAAAAAGACUAAACUAUACCGUCGGUAAUGUUGUGAGUGCGGUGAAACCCAUAGUACCGAUAAACUAUGAUGAUUACAAAGAAUCUGAUUUAAUAUUCGAUCCAUUCUUUCUCGAUGUGCCAAAACUUCAAAGUCGACGUAAAACUAGAUCAAAUAAAUAUAGACAAAUUUUUACUGCUCCUUCCACUAUAACAGUGUCAUCUGAUACAACUUUGGAAAAUUCUGUGACUACAACAUCACCGGUAACAUCAAGAGCUACUACAACCGAAAAAUCGACAAGAACUCCAUCAACGAAACCUACAACGACAGCUUGGAAUCCAAACGACUAUGUGGACGAUAAUUAUGAACCUCAUGCUUAUGUUCCUCCGAUUCCACCGCUUGCUAUUUUAAUUUCUAAUGAUAGGAAUAAGCAGAGGGAAAAAGAAAGACAUUCAAUUAACAAAUUGUUCGGGAAUAAAGCACGUCAGGACGACAAGUCCGAGGUUGGUCGUACGGAGCAGCAGUAUAGGCCGACGUCGUCUGCUACGCAGACAAGCUCUAGUCAUAGUGCGGGCACGGAGGCUACCCCGCCGCCCCCGCCGCCGCCGUCGCCUCUCGAGGCCCCCGCCUGCGCCAGCUCGCGCUCAGUUGAUUGUCGGACUCGCACCUAGCUCACUUUAAUCGUAGUAUCAUAAAUAGAUAGGUAGUGAAUUAUAACAAUUGCUGAAGAUAUUAAUAUAGAUAUUUUUGUAAAUAAACUUUCCAUCCGUCUCAAGUCUGACCACAGAGUCCAUGAUUGAAAAAUGCAUGAGUGCAAAUCUCUCCUUUUUAUGUAUUUUGAUUGAUAAAUGAAUGUGUGUACUUCUAUUGCAUCCCUUCGGGUUCUUUUUGAAGCAUUGUCAUUUAAAAUAAGUACACUUGAUGGUUUGUACGGUAAAUUAAUCUUUUUUGUAAUAUUUAAAUUUCAAUUUAAGGCAAUACUGUAAAUAUAUUUUGUUAAAAAAUCUACCAUUUUGCUUAAGUGGUCGUACGCGAUAUUUAUAGACAAAGUUUUGUAAAUAUCAUCUAUUACAAUACC